Chara braunii is the source of this 1409-nucleotide messenger RNA. NCBI's taxonomy places the organism in Eukaryota, Viridiplantae, Streptophyta, Charophyceae, Charales, Characeae. The record is from the annotation of a GenBank genome assembly.
CGCGUUCAACCGGUUACACAGUACGAGUGUGUGAUGACGCGACAGACGACUACUUCCGGGAAAAGCUCCAUAUGUCCAGGAGAGUGUUCAUGGAUAUCAGCGAAGCAUGUGCGCCUCAUGUGCAGCGGCAGGUGACGUUUUACAGGGAGCCACUACAGCCGGAGCAGAUCGUCGCGUACGCGCUGUAUAGGUGGGCCACAGGAGAGUCUUACGAUAACAGCACAUCAUCCUUCGACAUGGGCAGGACUUCCGAAAUUCGAGCCCUGCGCGAUGUGACAGCCGCUAUUUUGAGGGUGUAUGGGGAGAAGAUAUCGUGGCCGACGGGGGUGCGGAAACAAGUCGUGAUACGGGCAUUUUUGGACAAGGGCUUUCCAAACUGCCAUGGCGCAGUUGACUGCACACACAUCUACGUGGACAAACCGGCGAACGCGCCGAGCGAGAACUACUUCGACCGCAAGCACCGUUUUUUCUUCAUUGCGCAGGUCGUGGUGGACCUGAAUCUGCGCGUCCUUGAUGCGUUCGUGGGAUAUCCGGGUAGCUGCCACGACAUUAGGGUGAUCCAGCUGUCAAGUCUGUCGAGGCACGCGGAAGAGGGAUUGCUGUUUCGUGGGCCGCCUGUGACGCUGCCGGGAGGGGUGACGGCGAACGGAUACAUCUUGGGCGACAACGGGUAUCCUCCUUCUGAGUGGGUGGUGGUGCCGUACGGAGGAAUCAAUCAGCACCCGGACGAGGAAAGGUUCGACACGAAGCAGAAGGUCGCAAGAGGGGCCGUGGAGGGGCAUUUUCCACAACAUCCUGCUCGAUGCAGGAAUCGAGUUCGACGAGAAUUUGUUGUGGGAGGUCGACGCGAACGGGGUGAGGCGGCGAGUGGACCUGGGGAUUCAUCGCCCCCCGCAGCCAGUGUCCAUGUUGACUUCGACGCGCGAGGCUCAUGCGCUCCGCAAUGCACUGGCGCAGCGGAUGAAACAUGUUUGAUCCAGCCAGUCGCCUACCUGUUCGUCCCGUUCAGGUCUUGUCCCGCCAUAGUCGGCCAACAACUCUUUCGUCUUUCGCUCACGCGCGCGAUCACUAGUGAGGGUCUACCGUCGCGGUCGGGUUCUUUUCAGAUGUUUGUUCUUGUAUUCCACGACGCUGUAUAGGUCUAGUACGUCGCGCAGUGGGAGUGCGACGGGAUCGCUGAUGUAGUAUUCGUCCUCUGCGGUCGUCUUUUUCGUAUUUUGGGUCUUCAUUGUCGUCGUGGGCGAGAAGUUGGUUUUCCCGCGCAAUGCCGUGGAGUUGUCAAUGGGUUCAGUCCUUGUUGAAGGGGGGUGGGUGGGUUGGGGGGGGGGGUGUCGUAGACGGGAGUCGUAGUCGAGGGCUGGCACGAAGAGGUUCGUGAGCUCGCUGUUUCGCAUGCGCUUCACAGCGCC